AUGGUCGACUUCCCACGUGGUGGGAUAGCUGGCAGGACUCCUUCUCGAAUUGCUUGUCGGUCGUUAGUUUUCGAGCAUCAGAUUCGGCUCAAAUUGCCCGCAACCUGGUUCGCCGGCUUUCGUAACUCCCAGAGUGCCACUGGUAGCAGUGCUGCUGGCGCCCAGACCGGUCUUCCGGACCCAUUGGUGCUGCAACUGGACCUCAAGGAGCGUAGAAGAAGUGUCAUGUCCGAUGCCGGUGGCUACUUGGCGACAACGGAAAAUUUCGAGGAUUCUCACGCUAAUGGUGAGCAGUCGUGGGCUGGCGUUGUAAUAUCUAAUAAGAAUGGUAGUCUUCCUUGA
Molecule: messenger RNA, 342 nt
Organism: Protopolystoma xenopodis
Lineage: Eukaryota; Metazoa; Platyhelminthes; Monogenea; Polystomatidea; Polystomatidae
Source: the annotation of a GenBank genome assembly